AUGCCCCUUCUACGCACCACCCCGUCACUCCUUUCGAGGACCUUUCACCGUCAAACUUCGCGACAAUUGGCUGCAGGCAGUCAUCAGUUCUAUUCCACUAAGUCGGAAAAAACUGAUGCCGAUUUGAUCCUUGCAAAGCCAUCCUGGUCUGCCCGCUCUUUACUCCCUGACGAGGCCGAAAAAUCGUCCAAACCGUCAGUUACACCAGCUCAAUUGCGCCAUUUACUCCGUCUUUCUGCUCUGCCUCAGCCGGCCAACGAGGAGGAGGAAACUAAAAUGCUCGAGUCCCUUGAGUCUCAGAUACACUUUGUCCGGAAGAUUCAGCAGGUCGAUGCGACGGGUGUUGAGCCUCUCCAGAGUAUCCGAGACGAAAGCCCCGAGGCAAUCAAAGAAAGCACCAUUGGAUUAGAUCAGCUGAAAGAAGCUUUAUCCAAAGAACGAGUAGUCGGCCGGAACAAAAGGAUUCAGCGUUUGAAGACAGAAAGGAACGACCGCCCAGAUGGAGACACUUGGGAUGGAAACGCUCUUGGAUAUGCUUCGAAGACUAAGGGCAAAUUCUUCGUUGUUGAGACUGGCAAUUGA
Messenger RNA from Aspergillus tanneri, 582 nucleotides. Its product is annotated as Asp-tRNA(Asn)/Glu-tRNA(Gln) amidotransferase subunit GatC. Gene Ontology annotation, biological process: glutaminyl-tRNAGln biosynthesis via transamidation; regulation of translational fidelity. Lineage: Eukaryota; Fungi; Ascomycota; Eurotiomycetes; Eurotiales; Aspergillaceae. Bases 1 to 582 code for a protein of 193 amino acids. Gene Ontology annotation, molecular function: glutaminyl-tRNA synthase (glutamine-hydrolyzing) activity. The transcript has a single exon. The record is from RefSeq and is a predicted model, not a curated record.